Molecule: messenger RNA, 1086 nt
Organism: Agrilus planipennis (emerald ash borer)
Lineage: Eukaryota; Metazoa; Arthropoda; Insecta; Coleoptera; Buprestidae
Product: enoyl-CoA delta isomerase 2, mitochondrial
Exons: 2
Coding region: 134-919 (261 amino acids)
Source: RefSeq, a predicted model, not a curated record
UGAAGUUAACAACAGCUGCUUGUGAAGGACGUUAGACGACCUUGCUAACUUCAGUUGGAAACUUUGACAGUUACUUAGGUUUUGAGGUUAAUUAACGUUAGUUUGGAUAUCAUUGACAGUUGUUUUUAAAAGCAUGUCGAUUAACAGUGAGCUACCUUUCCUUACAACAUUUCGUAAUGGAGUUAAAAUUGUACGAUUUAAUAGGCCAGAAAAGAAAAACUCCUUUUCGUUAGAAUUCUACAAGACAUUCUCCAAUAUAUUAAACGAAGAUGCUCAAGAUGAUGACAUUAAAGUAACAAUAAUUACUGGAAUUGGCGACUAUUUUUGUAGUGGAACUGAUUUGAAUUUUGAUGCUGCAAAUAUCGAUAUUAACAAUUACUUGGAGGAAAACAGUUCCAUAUUUAAACGUUUUGUUCUUGCGUUUAUUAAUUACCCUAAACUGCUUAUAGCUGUGGUAAAUGGCCCUGCUAUUGGAGUUGGUGUUACAAUUUUGGCACUUUGUGAUAUAGUUUAUGCAUCUGAAAAAGCAACAUUUCAGACUCCAUUUCUGGAUCUUGGGCUCUGCCCAGAAGCCUGUUCGAGUUAUUUGUUUCCUUUAAUAUUAGGAAGUAGUAAAGCUAAUGAAAUGUUGUUAUUAGGAUAUAAAAUGGAUGCUCAAGAAGCAUACCAAUUUGGUUUAAUAUCGAAAGUUAUACCACACAGCAAAUUAAACCAGUUUAUUGAAGACUUAUCAAAGUAUGGAAGCAUACCUAUUGGUUCUUUAAAAAGAUCUAAGGGGUUGAUAAGAAGAAUACCAAGAGGAAUAUUGUCUGAAGUUAAUGAUGCUGAAGUUACAGUAGUUAAAGAGUGUAUUAUGUCAGAAGAAUUUUAUGAAAGCCUAGCAAGAUUCCUUGGUAGAAAAAACAAAAGUAAACUGUAAUAUGUCCUUAAAAACAGAAGGUUAGUUUAUGCAUGUGGGAAAUUUUUAAGGGGAAUGGAUGAUAAUAUUUAAAGAAACACAUAUGUAGAUACUACUGUUUAAAACAGUUUAAUAUGUUAUUGAAUAUUUCCUGUGAUAAUAAAAUUUAAUGUAUUACUUUUUAAAAA